Zea mays is the source of this 1115-nucleotide messenger RNA. RefSeq lists its product as uncharacterized. The transcript has a single exon. The record is from RefSeq and is a predicted model, not a curated record. NCBI's taxonomy places the organism in Eukaryota, Viridiplantae, Streptophyta, Magnoliopsida, Poales, Poaceae. Bases 167 to 937 code for a protein of 256 amino acids.
GCCGCCGGGCGGCGGAUAUGACUAUAUAUAUACGUAUGUAACCUAUCGCCGCCGCAGGCAGGGUAAUGUAGUUGUCCCUAGCACCGCCGAGCUGAUCCAUCGGAAGGAACUAGUCUUGCAACUUGCAAGCAGACAAGUCAGGUGGUCCUAGACUCCUAGUACUAGGAUGGCAACGGCACGAGCACUCCGCCUGGUACUCACGAGUUCGUCGGUCCCAGCCGCCAAAGACGGCUUCCUGGUUGCCGCGCGCCGCCGCCUGCUGUCCGCCUCGACGGAAGCCGGCGGCGCGGGCGACGCGGCAGUGCAGUCCGGAGACGCGCCGAGUGACGACUACACGGACCGGCCGCCGCGGUUCUCCGGCGCCGAGGAGGCCACCAGCGCGGGGGGUCGCGUUGGCAAGCACCCGGGGGGAAAAGCGGCGGAGCGCGUCCCGCCGUUCGCGCCCUCGGGGAAGAAGCCGCCACUGGCCGGGUCCGAACACGAGCUCGCGGACCCGGCGGGAGCCGCGUCGUUCACGCAGAAACGGCGGUUGUCUUGCUCCUCCUCCUCCUCCUCGCGGGAGCGGGAGCCGCGCGAGGCGGCGACGCCCGGCGGGCCCGAGUCCGCGGCGCGCAAGGUGAGGGAGGAGGACAGGGAGUACUACCGGACGCACAAGCCGUCGCCGCUGGCGGAGGUGGAGUUCGCGGACACGAGGAAGCCCAUCACGCGCGCCACCGACGGCAGCGCCGCGGACCGGUACGCGGACGCGCAGGGGCGGACGGUGGAGGACACGGUGGACGACUCGCUCGCGCGCGCCGAGGCCAUGUUCAGGGAGGCCGCGGCGCGCGGAAAUCCCGAGUGGCCGCACUCCCGCGCGCUCGCCGAGAUGCUGGCGCGACGCGAGCUGGGGAAGGACGCUGCUGCCACUGCCAGCGGCCACCCCUGCUGGGGCAGCUGAAUGGACACGGCCCACGCAGAAGCAGUGUUGACGGUUGACGCGCACGUACGUGGUACAUGCACAGUUUGUUUUUGUGAUAUCUCUAUACUUUUUUUAUCCGUUCGUAAUGUACACAUAAUAUAUUUUGUGUACUACUUCAUAAAAGUUUAAAUCUUCAUAAUGUACUUAAGAAUUAGAC